Bufo bufo (common toad) is the source of this 3151-nucleotide messenger RNA. It is a transcript of the gene RPGR, whose product is annotated as retinitis pigmentosa GTPase regulator. Gene Ontology annotation, biological process: protein ubiquitination; ubiquitin-dependent protein catabolic process. The transcript is spliced from 17 exons. NCBI's taxonomy places the organism in Eukaryota, Metazoa, Chordata, Amphibia, Anura, Bufonidae. Bases 89 to 2230 code for a protein of 713 amino acids. The record is from RefSeq and is a predicted model, not a curated record. Gene Ontology annotation, molecular function: ubiquitin protein ligase activity.
CACAGAUACCAGGUAGAGAAGGGAUUUCUGUAUGUGACGACCCGGGUGACAGCUGCCCAUCCACCAUCAUUGGUAUCUUAUCUAGGGCAUGGCUGCCGAAGAGGAGGAGAAGCCAGUGCCCGAUUCAGGAGCUAUAUUCACAUUUGGAAAAAGCAAGUUUGCAGAUAAUUGUCCGAGAAAAUUUUGGUUGAAAAAUGACAAGCCGACAUACAUAUCAUGUGGAGAUGAACACACCGCCUUAGUUACUGGAAAUGGCAAACUUUAUGUUUUUGGCAGCAACAUUAAUGGGCAGCUGGGAAUUGGAUCUGGAAAUGUUAUCACCGAACCGAAACGUGUCAAAGCAUUAAAAUCUGAAAAAAUAAAGCUUGCCGCAUGUGGAAGGAAUCACACUUUGGUUUCUACAGCACAAGGAAAGGUUUACUCCUCGGGCUGGAAUAGUGAAGGACAGCUGGGACUCCGUGACACCACAGAAAGAUCAAGCUUUCAUGAAAUUGCCUUCUUUAAUGGGCAGUACAAAAUCAAACAGCUGUCAGCUGGAUCAAGUACAUCUGCUGCCCUGACUGCGGAUGGGAAACUUUACAUGUGGGGUGAAAAUUCAGAAGGUCAGCUGGGCCUUGGUAGUGAGAAAAACAUCUACACUCCUCACCAGAUAGAUAUUGGGAAGCCUAUUUCUUGGAUUUCCUGUGGCUAUUACCAUUCAGCAUUUGUAACGCAAGAUGGUGAGCUAUAUUGCUUUGGAGAACUUGAAAGUGGAAAGCUUGGCCUGCCAGCUGACAAGUUAGACAAACACAAAAAACCUCAGCGUGUCCCUGGUAUAUCCGGGAAGGUAAAGAUGGUUUCCUGCGGAGGAGGACACACUGUUGCAGUGACAGACAAAGAAGUGUACACGUUUGGCGUCGGUCAGUUUGGACAACUAGGACAUGGCACUUUUGUUUUCGAAACAAGUACGCCCAAAGUAGUAGACGCUUUGAAGCGGCAUAAGAUUCGAUAUGUUGCUUGUGGUGAAAACCACACUGCAGUAAUUACAGACAAAGGCCUUCUCUAUACCUUUGGUGAUGGACGAUAUGGGAAACUUGGAUUAGGGGAAGAGAAUUUUACAAAUCAGUUUUCUCCCACACUUUGUAUGAACUUUAUAAAGUUCACUGUUCAGUCGGUAGCGUGUGGGGGCUGCCACAUGCUUGUGUUUGCUGUACCUAGACCUAAAGAAUCUGAACUGAUCAUCAUCGAGGAGCUAAAAGAGAAUUAUUUAACGGUCAGUGGAGAUGGAGACGCAUCUACAUCACUCCAUAGAUCUCCUUCUGCACGUGUGAGACGGAGGGAGAAAAAAUAUUCGCCUGAACAGAUCCGUGACUUGACCCGCACCCUGCCGCCGUUAAAUAAUAAUUUACUGGAAUCUUCGCUGCCUGUUCCUAGCAGGACUGUUCCACCAAACCUUCUUAAAGUAAGACAAGUCAGCAGUGAAUCCAGCGCCCGUGACUCAGAGGCAGCCUCUAAAUCAGAUGGAAAACCGAGGCGUGAUCUAGUGAAAAGCUUUUCUGCGGAUGACAACUCUGACAGCGUGAGCCAGCAAAGUUUCGGGGGCACCACAGACAUUUUAAAUAUGACACAUGCAGUAAGCAUCAACCAGGGCAACAGUACUUUCUCACCAGUUCUCAAGAGGAAGCAGGAGACAAAUAAAGAUGGAGAGUGUCAGGAGGAUGAGGAAGAAGAAGAUGAUGAAGAGGAGGACGUGGAGGAUGAGGAGGAAGAUAGUGAAGUAGAGGAAGAGGACAAUAAAGAUGAUUCAGCAACAGAAAAGAAUGACUCACAAGUACACACUAGCAAAUCUGAAGAACAAGUGAGCACUACAGAAGAGGCCACAAAAUUGAACCAAGAAGAGAAUAGAGCCAUCAACAAAGUGGAAAAUGAAAAAACAAAAACUGUUAAUGGAGUCAACUCUUCUGAAAACGAUUUGGGCAAAACCACAUUCCUUGAGAAAACAAGAAGGUUAUCACUGUUUAAAAGAAGAUCGACUACAAGUCAGAAGUCAUUGCAAGCAAAUGAGAAUGUUGAGGUUCCUUCACAAGAAACUGGUGCUGAGAAGUCCAGAAGUAAGGAAAAUAAAGAUGAAAAUCAGAUUAGUAAACAAGAAAAUCCCAAAGUCACUGAAACCCCAAAUGAGAAAGCCAAGGACACUGGACAAAAUGCUCAAGACCGAAAGUCCAAGUCUGCCACAUGUCUAUUGUUAUAAGCGCUACCUGGGAAAUGAGAAUGAGAGCUAUUCCUUUACGUCAUAUUGGAUAAGCCGCUUGCUCACAUAUCCAAAGUAACUGGAACUGUAUAAUACAAAUAAAUCAGGGAAAAAACAAAAAAGAUAACUUUAUAACAUGUCCAGCUUUUCUUCCCAUGCAAAUUCAUGUCUUAAUCAUGCAUUCCCAAAAGAUUAAAGGGUUUGUCCAGGAUUUUGAUAUUGAUCAAUAUCAGAACGGUGGGGAUCCAACACCUUUCACCCCUUCCCGAUACGGUGCCGGAACUACAAAGCUCCUCCUUUUUGUAGUGGAUGGAGUUGACAACUGUACUGCUUUCAUUUGAAUGAAUAGGAGCAGUGCUGUAGACCACUACACAGUGGCGGAGCUGUGUGGUUUCGGCACUGACUUUUACCACCAGAACUACAACAGCUUACCAGUGGGUGUGCGCUGAUCUGAUAUUAAUGGCUGAUCCCUCAAUAUCAAAAUCCUGGACAACUCCUUUAAGCCCUUUUAUAUAGCUGGUUAAUACUUCUUUUUCUUCUCUUUAAACUUGUGAAGUGUUUGGAAAGUGAACACUAAUUUUCUAUUGAAGAAUACAUAUUCACAGGACUAAAAGUAUAAACCAGUUUAAUGGGGCCUGAACAUUUAUUUAAAAGAUGUAAUACGGAUCCUGAAUAUUGUGAUGAUACGUUCCUGUGGAGGACCAUUGUCUCCCCAGAAACAUUAUUUCAAUGCUUCACAGGGAAAAUACGGUGCUGCAUGCUGCAAACAAUAUUAGACCAUAUGGACUACACUAUGGUUUUUUCCACGGUUCUAUACAUGGGGCUUAAAGUGAAUAACUAGACUUACCGUAUUUUGCGCCCCAUAAGACGCAUUUUUCCCCCCAAAAGUGGGGGGAAAAUGCCCCUGCCUCUUAUGGGGUG